AUGUCGAACUUCAUUUUGGCUCAGAUUAGCAUUGUCUUGGUGUUUGUUGUUUAUCGCUUCUUCUUCCGCAAGAAGCAAGACCUUCUUCCACUACCCCCUGGCCCAAAGCCUCUUCCACUUGUCGGCAACAUCAAAGACCUUCCACCUCCAGGAGUACCAGAAUUCGAGCACUGGCUUACUUUCAAGGACAAAUAUGGACCUGUUAGCUCUGUUACCGUAUUGGGCCAAACAAUGGUUAUCCUUCACGACAAGGCAGCCGUUAUUGAGCUCUUGGAAAAGUCUUCACUGAAGACCUCUGGUAGACCAGUUUUCUUCUUUGGGGCUGAAAUGUGUGGAUAUGGUGGAUUCAUGCCUACAAUGCAAUAUACCGAUCUAUAUCGCCAACACCGCAAGUUCAUUCACCAGCAAAUGGGGACUAAGAUUCUUGCAUCGCGAUUCAAUGAUGUCCAAGACAUAGAAUCAAAGCGCCUUUUACUGCGUACUUUGAAGGACCCCAAGAACUUCUUUGAGCACAUUAAAACCGAAGCAUCUGCAAUUAUGCUGAGGAUCACGUAUGGCUAUGUCAUUGAGCCACUCAAUCAAGAUCCUCUCAUUCAACUUAUGCAAGACGUCAUGACGAAUUUGUCGAGUGCCUUUUUGCCUCUUUAUUGGGCGACCGAUUUCGUCCCUGCUAUCAGACAUCUUCCUGAUUGGUUUCCUGGAACAGGUUUCAAGCAGACUGCGCGGAAAUGGAAAAGCAUCAACGAUGCCGUUACCAAGACCCCUUAUGAUUUCGUCCAAAAACAAAUGGAAAAUGGCAUUUAUCAGCAGACAUCAUAUGUGUCUGAGCACAUCAAAGCCCAUGGUCAUGGAGACGGUACAGGAGUGAGUGAGGAAGACAGUUCAAACAUUGCACUCACAGCAACCGACAUGUAUGGUGGAGGCGCAGACACCACGGUAUCUACGAUUAUGGCUUUUACGUUGGCCAUGAUUCUUUUCCCCGAAGUCCAGAAAAAGGCUCAGGAAGAGAUUGACCGCGUGGUUGGCUCCGAUCGCCUACCUGGCUACGAAGACCAAGACAAUUUGCCCUAUACUACUGCUGUAGCCAAGGAAGCGCUUCGAUACUUUUCGAUUGUACCAAUUGGCACAGCUCAUAGAGCGGAAGAAGAAAUCACCUUUAGAGGCUACCGUAUUCCAAAGGGUUCAUUCAUACUGCCAUCCAUAUGGUGGUUUUCGCACGACCCUGAGGUAUACAAAAACCCUCUAGUAUUCGAGCCCGAGCGGGUAUGCCCUGGCAGAUACCUUGCGACUGAGAGCAUCUACAUUACCGUCGUGCGCUUGCUUGCAGCUUUCACAAUUACAAAAGGGGUGGAUGAGAAUGGAAAGGAAAUUGACGUGCAAUGCAAGCAGACUCCAGGUCUUAUUUCUCACCCAGCCAAGUUUUCUUAUGGAAUUAAUCCUAGGAACAAGAAGUAUGAGGACCUUAUUCGAAAGGUGGAGAUAGACCAUCCCUGGGAAAGGAGCGAUGCAGAAUUUCUCGAGGGCGACGUAAUGGAGGAGUAUAAACAAGAGGUUAAGAAAAAACAACAAGUCAGCUAG
Trichoderma breve is the source of this 1578-nucleotide messenger RNA. Its product is annotated as cytochrome p450 domain-containing protein. The record is from RefSeq and is a predicted model, not a curated record. The transcript has 3 exons. Gene Ontology annotation, molecular function: iron ion binding; oxidoreductase activity, acting on paired donors, with incorporation or reduction of molecular oxygen; monooxygenase activity. Lineage: Eukaryota; Fungi; Ascomycota; Sordariomycetes; Hypocreales; Hypocreaceae. Bases 1 to 1578 code for a protein of 525 amino acids.